AGAUUCUUCCUGUUCUCCCUGAGCAGCAUUGUGUCCUCCAGGGUAUGGGUCAGGACCUCUUCUGAAAUGGGAGUUUAAGACCUACAAUCAGACAAGGGCAGGGAGCUGUCUUGACCCCCAGUGGAGGCUGACAAUUUUUUUCCUGUGUACACUGGACCCCUUUCAUAGAGGUGGGUGCUAUGCAAGUGGAGCUGGUGACUGAUGGCUGACCAUUGAUACAGGCUAGGAAUACCAAUGAGCAAGGACUGAUCUUAAAGGAGCCAAGUGGUGGUGCCAGUGAAAGCUUGAAACAGAAUCCUACCCAAUGGCCUCUCUCCUGUUCUAUCCAUAUGACAUGGAGACAAAUGCUGUGGAGGAGAGGGGACUCAGAGUCAGAGACUUGGUCCGAGAGGAGCAGACAUCAUUGGCAGAGGACGGAGCUCCAGGCUCUGCAAGGAAUCAAGGUCAGAAACCUGAGGGAGGACUGAGGCACCCCCAUGACCCUCGACCACAUCUGCACCCCUCGCCACUACUUUUCCCCCUGCCCCACCCCGCCCCGCCCCGCCUCGCCUCGCCCCGCCCCGCCUCGCCUCGCCCCGCCCCCACACGGGCAGAAUCGGGUUCGCUCCUGCUGUAAAUCCAGGGAAGCUCCAGGCGUGGGGGCCGGAUGUGACCUCCAUUGGCUUCCGCCUCUGGGAUCUGAGAGAAGCGAAAGCGUCUUUCUGAGGGGUGUCUUGAGAGUGGCAGAGGGCAGCGGGUCCAGGCUCCAUGAGGAGGCAAGCCUUGGGAAUCUGAGGGAUGGAGACUCAGUUCCGCAGAGGGGGUCUGGGGUGCAGCCCUGCCAGCAUCAAGAGGAAGAAGAAGAGGGAGGACUCAGGAGACUUUGGACUCCAGGUGAGCACUAUGUUCUCAGAGGACGACUUCCAGUCAACAGAAAGAGCCCCAUAUGGUCCACAACUACAGUGGUCCCAGGAUCUGCCAAGAGUCCAGGUUUUUAGAGAACAGGCCAACCUGGAGGACAGGAGUCCCAGGAGAACCCAGAGGAUCACUGGAGGAGAACAAGUGCUGUGGGGCCCCAUCACCCAGAUAUUUCCCACAGUUCGGCCUGCUGACCUAACCAGAGUCAUCAUGCCUCUUGAGCAAAGAAGUCAGCACUGCAAGCCUGAGGAAGGCCUUCAGGCCCAAGAAGAAGACCUGGGCCUGGUGGGUGCACAGGCUCUCCAAGCUGAGGAGCAGGAGGCUGCCUUCUUCUCCUCUACUCUGAAUGUGGGCACUCUAGAGGAGUUGCCUGCUGCUGAGUCACCAAGUCCUCCCCAGAGUCCUCAGGAAGAGUCCUUCUCUCCCACUGCCAUGGAUGCCAUCUUUGGGAGCCUAUCUGAUGAGGGCUCUGGCAGCCAAGAAAAGGAGGGGCCAAGUACCUCGCCUGACCUGAUAGACCCUGAGUCCUUUUCCCAAGAUAUACUACAUGACAAGAUAAUUGAUUUGGUUCAUUUAUUGCUCCGCAAGUAUCGAGUCAAGGGGCUGAUCACAAAGGCAGAAAUGCUGGGGAGUGUCAUCAAAAAUUAUGAGGACUACUUUCCUGAGAUAUUUAGGGAAGCCUCUGUAUGCAUGCAACUGCUCUUUGGCAUUGAUGUGAAGGAAGUGGACCCCACUAGCCACUCCUAUGUCCUUGUCACCUCCCUCAACCUCUCUUAUGAUGGCAUACAGUGUAAUGAGCAGAGCAUGCCCAAGUCUGGCCUCCUGAUAAUAGUCCUGGGUGUAAUCUUCAUGGAGGGGAACUGCAUCCCUGAAGAGGUUAUGUGGGAAGUCCUGAGCAUUAUGGGGGUGUAUGCUGGAAGGGAGCACUUCCUCUUUGGGGAGCCCAAGAGGCUCCUUACCCAAAAUUGGGUGCAGGAAAAGUACCUGGUGUACCGGCAGGUGCCCGGCACUGAUCCUGCAUGCUAUGAGUUCCUGUGGGGUCCAAGGGCCCACGCUGAGACCAGCAAGAUGAAAGUUCUUGAGUACAUAGCCAAUGCCAAUGGGAGGGAUCCCACUUCUUACCCAUCCCUGUAUGAAGAUGCUUUGAGAGAGGAGGGAGAGGGAGUCUGAGCAUGAGAUGCAACCAGGGCCAGCGGGCAGGGAAAUGGGCCAAUGCAUGCUUCAGGGCCACACCCAGCAGUUUCCCUGUCCUGUGUGAAAUCAGGCCCAUUCUUCCCUCUGUGUUUGAUGAGAGAAGUCAGUGUUCUCAGUAGUAGAAGGCACAGUGAAUGGAAGGGAACACAUUGUAUACUGCCUUUAGGUUUCUCUUCCAUCGGGUGACUUGGAGAUUUCUUUUUGUUUCCCUUUGGUAAUUUUCAAAUAUUGUUCCUGUAAUAAAAGUUUUAGUUAGCUUCAACAUCUAAGUGUAUGGAUGAUACUGACCACACAUGUUGUUUUGCUUAUCCAUUUCAAGUGCAAGUGUUUGCCAUUUUGUAAAACAUUUUGGGAAAUCUUCCAUCUUGCUGUGAUUUGCAAUAGGUAUUUUCUUGGAGAAUGUAAGAACUUAACAAUAAAGCUGAACUGGUGUUGUGAAACAGAGAAAUAAAAGGAGAAGGUCAUUAA
This is a messenger RNA of Homo sapiens (human), 2559 nucleotides long. RefSeq names its product MAGE family member A11 (gene MAGEA11). The record is from RefSeq and is a predicted model, not a curated record. Gene Ontology annotation, cellular component: nucleus; cytoplasm. Bases 778 to 2067 code for a protein of 429 amino acids. Lineage: Eukaryota; Metazoa; Chordata; Mammalia; Primates; Hominidae. The transcript has 8 exons.